Aspergillus wentii DTO 134E9 is the source of this 739-nucleotide messenger RNA. RefSeq lists its product as uncharacterized. The transcript is spliced from 2 exons. The record is from RefSeq and is a predicted model, not a curated record. Lineage: Eukaryota; Fungi; Ascomycota; Eurotiomycetes; Eurotiales; Aspergillaceae. The coding region runs from base 116 to 739 and encodes 207 amino acids.
CUAGGAUGGGCAAGAUGGCGAAUCCACACCUAUAUAGACACAUAAAUGAGACCCGAGAACAGAAAUCUUUUUUCAUUCUCACAGUACUUCCAUCAAUCAAUUCAAUUCUCUUAAAAUGCGACCCUUCAAGUCCGCCCUGGAAGCUUCUUCCUACCAACACCCAGCUAGCAACGGGCCCUGGGCCCAGCGCCGCGAUGAGACGAUAUCGAAAAUGCUCGAACAAGGCCUGGAAUACCCCACCCUGGCAGAGCACCCCAUAGCCUGGGCAGAAGACCAAGAUCCGUUUGGACACGUUAUGACCCAGACAUAUCCGCACAUCAAUGCCAAAUGCUUCCUUCGAUUACUCGAGUCUUUCGAGGAACAGCUAAAGGAUCGGUUUCCAGACUUUAUGAAGGCGCGCGGAAUCGGUAUCAUGUCCAACAGACUUGUGCUGAGUAUGAAGCGGGUAGUGAAGUAUCCUGAUCUGCUCAUAACCGGGGUACGCCUUGUGGAGGUCCGCCCAGAUCGGAUAUUCUUUGAAAAUGAGCUUUGGUCUGCGCAGACCAAAGAGAUGGUGGCCGGCUUCCAGAUGGUGGCUGUUUUCUUUAACCACCACACGGGGAAGAAGGCGAAUCUGCUAGAAGAAGGGGGUGUUUGGGCAGAUUUGCAUGCCUCUCUGUUGCGGCGCUCGGCGGAGUCAAAUCGGACUCUGGGGAUUUGGCAGGAGAAGCAGAAGAGGCAAAACAAUGGCAAGCUCUAA